UUCUCUGGAUCCCCUUUCUCCCCGAGUCGCGAAAUUGAGUGCCCUAACCCUAACACAUCUCCGGUUCCAAGUUUCUCAGCCCAAGCUCACAUCUCCGGUUCCGAGUUUCUCUCCGACUUCCGAGCCAUCUCCGGUUCCAAGUUUCAGUCCGACUUUCGCUUCCGAAGUUUCGACUUCCGACUUCCGAGUUUCAGUCUGAGCUUCACCGCAUCGGUUUUCUGCAACACCGCCGUCGAAAUCCUAAUUCUACUGUUUCGGCUGAUUUGGAAUUAGAUCUUCCCAUAACCGUCUUCCCUCUCGUCUUCUGCUCUGCUGUUUGUCCUCUUCGAUUCUACAUUCGGUUUGAUGCUAAUACACACAGGAUAAGGUGAAGUUGCCAGCAAACCCCUCAGCCCCAGUAGAGCAGUGUACUGAGCAGCGAGCACUACUACUACUUCCCCCCAUCACUUAACCCACCACCCAAUAAUAUAUUCCAUCAAUCUCUCCUCUCUCUCACUGAUCAUAAUCGAUCAAACAUGCAGCCGGAUACAACGUCGAUGAUCCAGCCGCACCUGCAACAGCAGCAGGAACAACUUCCACACGUUGCGGUGUUAGCUUUCCCCUUCUCCUCCCACGCUGCCUCCCUCCUCGCCGUCAUCCGCCAUCUCGCCUCUGCACCCCCAGCCUCCACUGCCGUCUUCUCCUUCUUCAGCACCCACAAGUCCAACCGCUCCCUCUUCCCCACCCCCCCGCCGCCCACCACCAGUACAAUUACAACUACAGCUACAACUACCACUACAACCUCAUCCUCAUCUUCCUCGGCCUUCAACAUGAUCAAGGCUUAUGACGUCACGGACGGGGUGCCUGAGGGCUAUGUGCUCCAGGGGAAGCCCGAGGAGGACAUCGGCCUCUUCAUGAGGGCUGCCCCCGAGGGCUUCCGUAAGGCGAUGGAGGCUGCAGUCGCUGACUCCGGGAGGAGGAUCACCUGUGUGGUGGCCGACGCCUUUUUCUGGUUCGCCGAGGAGAUAGCUGCAGAGCAGCGGGUGCCCUGGGUUGCCUUCUGGAUCGGUGGACCCUGCUCCCUCGCCGCCCAUAUCUACACUGACCUCCUCAGGAGCAAACUCCAUGUCACCUACGGAAUAGCGGGGCUCGGGGACGAGAGGCUUAAUGACUUCAUCCCUGGUAUGUCAAAUAAGAUGCGACUCAAGGACCUCCCCGAAGGAGUCCUCUUCGGCGAUUUGGACUCCCCUUUCUCCCACAUGCUCCUCCGCAUGGGCCGAUCAUUACCACGAGCAACAGCCGUUGCUCUCAAAUCUUUUGAGGAGCUGGACCUUUCCCUUACCCAACAUCUCAAGUCCCACCACAUCCCCACCUUGCUCAGCAUCGGGCCUUUGAACCAGCUGCAGGGGGCUCAUAAUUUAGUAGCAGGAGCACCCAGAGUCUCCGAUGAGUACAGGUGCCUCCUGUGGCUUGACAGUCAGAAGCCGGCACCUGCUUCCGUCGCCUACAUCGGCUUUGGGACAGUGAAAGUCCCUCCUAGGAGCGAGCUCGUGGCAAUAGCAGAAGCCCUGGAGGCCAGCGGGGUGCCCUUCAUAUGGUCCCUCAAGGAGGAGGUCUGGGACCACGGCCUACCGGACGGAUUCAUAGGAAGGACGAGGAAGCAGGGGAUGGUGGUUCCCUGGGCCCCACAGGUGGACAUCCUGUCCCAUGGAGCAGUCGGGGCUUUCGUGAUGCAUUGCGGGUGGAGCUCAUUGCUGGAGGGCAUAGCAGGAGGGGUGCCGAUGAUCUGCAGGCCCUUCUUUGCGGAUCAAGGGCUGAAUGGGAGGUUGAUCGCGGAUGUGCUGGGGAUCGGUCUGAUGGUCGAGGGGGGAGCCAUAACCAAGGAGGGCCUGGUGAGAAGCCUGGGUAUGAUCCUGAAUGGGGACGAGGGGAAACGGAUGAGGGAGAACGUCAGGCACCUCCGACUACAGGCUGGGAAGGCACUAAGCCCAACGGGCAGCUCCACUGGCAACUUCAACAAGCUGCUGCAGAUCAUUACAACAGGAGCUCCUCCUUGUUGACAUUGAGACCAAGAAAAAGGAAACUUCCAUUACGCCUCAAAAACUGAACGGACUCUGAGACCGUCCCAAGUUAUCACCUGCCCGUGCUGUGCCAUGGCAAUCUGACUGUUCUCUUCCGUACCGGAUAUAAACAUCAGUUGUUACAGUUUCCUCAUUCCCAUCUCUUUCCGCGUUCUAUAUAUAAGCGACGUGGCAGCAUAUCGAUCGAUGACGCACUUGUCACAUUUUUAUUUGUUGAAACUCGAAAGGUCAAGUAGUAAGAAGCUUGAUUCAUCCCACGCGGCAUGUUUCCAAGCUUCGUCUUAGCUUUUAUAUAUUAUGUAUGCAUACAUAGCAUAACUGGUCAACCAAACUUGUCCCAAUUUUUGAUAUUUUCCAGCACGGUUCGUUUGCUAA
Molecule: messenger RNA, 2435 nt
Organism: Punica granatum (pomegranate)
Lineage: Eukaryota; Viridiplantae; Streptophyta; Magnoliopsida; Myrtales; Lythraceae
Source: RefSeq, a predicted model, not a curated record